Molecule: messenger RNA, 1629 nt
Organism: Scleropages formosus (Asian bonytongue)
Lineage: Eukaryota; Metazoa; Chordata; Actinopteri; Osteoglossiformes; Osteoglossidae
Product: excitatory amino acid transporter 5-like
Exons: 11
Coding region: 4-1629 (541 amino acids)
Biological process (GO): L-glutamate transmembrane transport
Cellular component (GO): plasma membrane
Molecular function (GO): L-glutamate transmembrane transporter activity; glutamate:sodium symporter activity; neutral L-amino acid transmembrane transporter activity
Source: RefSeq, a predicted model, not a curated record
GUGAUGGAAUGUAUCAAAGGCGUCCUGCACAGGCUGUUCUCCAUCAAUCUGAGGAAGUGGCUGAAGGAGUACUGCCGGCGAAACGGCUUGUUGACGCUCUCCGUGUUUGCCGUGGCAGCUGGCUUUGCGCUUGGGUUCACCUUGCGGGGUAUGAAUCUCUCCACACAGGCAAGAAUGUAUUUAUCUUUCCCUGGAGAGCUUCUCAUGCGAAUACUGAAAAUGCUCAUCCUUCCUCUUAUUACAUCAAGUCUCAUGACAGGACUGUCGGCCAUGGACUCUAAGGCCAGUAGCCGCAUGGGCCUGCUCACGGUGACCUACUACCUGUGGACAACCUUCAUCGCCGUGGUUGUGGGCAUCAUCCUAGUCAUCAUCAUCCAGCCUGGAAGUGGAAUGGAAAUGGAGGGCAGUCGACUGGGUGGAGGACCUAUUAUGACCUCUGCAGAUGCCCUGCUUGACCUGAUCAGAAACAUGGUGCCAUCUAAUCUGAUUGAAGCAACCUUUCAGCAGUACAAGACGGAUUUGAUCCCUGAGCGCAAAAUUGUACCCAAGACCCUGGAUCCAAGCUUUGUAUACGUUGUACCAGAUGAGAGAAACCCCGGGGAUGGUCGCUCGGUGUUCCUCGAACUUACACCAGCACCGGAGAUUAUCUACAAGGGUGUGCAAGGCAGCAGCAAGCAGAUGAAUGUGCUGGGAAUUGUCAUUUUCUCUGCCACCAUGGGCUUACUGCUGGGGAGGAUGGGUGAACGAGGGCUGCCGCUGGUUAACGUGUGUCAGUGCAUAAACGAGUGUGUGAUGAAGAUCAUCAACGCAGCAGUGUGGUAUUUUCCGUUCGGGAUCAUUUUCCUGAUUGCUGGAAAGAUCUUGGAAAUUCAAGACCCUUCCAGCGUUGGCAAGAAGCUGGGCAUGUACACGAUUACUGUGCUUGCUGGCCUCUUCGUACAUGGACUCAUCCUUCUCCCUUUCUUCUACUUGAUCUUGACACGCAAAAACCCCUUCUCCUACAUUCGGGGGCUGCUCCAAGCUCUUGUUAUUGCUCUGGCUACCUCAUCCAGCUCAGCCACCCUGCCCAUCACCAUGAAGUGCCUGCUGGAGAACUGCCAUGUGGAUAGGCAGGUCGCGCGCUUUGUGCUGCCUGUUGGCGCCACCAUAAACAUGGACGGCACGGCUCUGUACGAAGCUGUGGCAGCGAUCUUCAUUGCACAGGUCAAUGAUUAUGAGCUGGACUUUGGGCAGCUGGUCACCAUUAGUAUAACAGCAACAGCUGCCAGUAUUGGGGCAGCUGGAAUCCCACAGGCUGGCCUUGUAACCAUGGUGAUUGUCCUCACAUCAGUGGGAUUGCCACCGGAUGAUGUCACACUUAUUGUGGCCAUUGAUUGGGUGUUGGACCGGUUUCGAACCAUGAUCAAUGUCCUAGGUGAUGCUUUGGCUGCUGGCAUCAUUGCUCACGUGUGCCAAAAAGACAUUCCUGCAGCUGAAAAGGUGGGAAAACAUUCUGUAACUCUGCAGAACAUGCAGAAGGUGCCCGCAACUGAGGUGCCCUUGCUGGCCAGCAAGGACUGUGUUUUUGAGGUGAUUGGGGACACAGUGAUGGAGAAGCCCACCGUCCACUACAACAUCUGCCAAGUCUGA